Antechinus flavipes (yellow-footed antechinus) is the source of this 1107-nucleotide messenger RNA. RefSeq names its product probable E3 ubiquitin-protein ligase TRIML1. The record is from RefSeq and is a predicted model, not a curated record. Gene Ontology annotation, molecular function: zinc ion binding. The transcript has 2 exons. The coding region runs from base 1 to 1107 and encodes 368 amino acids. NCBI's taxonomy places the organism in Eukaryota, Metazoa, Chordata, Mammalia, Dasyuromorphia, Dasyuridae.
AUGGAGAUCAAGGACAACAUUGAAAACCUCAGGACAGAACUCACCUGCUCCAUUUGCUUGGAGUACUUCACCAAACCAGUGACUAUUGACUGUGGACACAGUUUUUGCAAAGAGUGUCUCUACCGAAGCUGGGAGGAAGCUCCCGUACCAGGGACUUGUCCAGUUUGCAGAAGAACAAGCCAGCCCAGAGACUUAGAACCCAGUAAAUGCAUAGAGAAUCUAGUGAUCCUCACUAAACAGUUCAGACCUCAUUUAAUGCAAUACCUCAGUUGCCCGAACAUCUGUGAACAACAUCUAGCAAUUCAGAGGCUGUUCUGUGAAGAUGACCAGAAGCUGCUCUGCAUGUCCUGCUUGUUCUCCCAAGAACACAAAGCUCAUGGUGUGUAUCCCAUAGAAGAGUUUGCAGAGAACUGCAAGAGGAAACUCCAGGAAGCCUGUGAUAGUUUGCGGAGAAAAGCAAGUGAGGCUGAAAUUUUGUUGGACCAGGAGCGAAGGAGAGUGCAUCAGUGUAAGAUGGAAACACGGGUCCUGAAGCAGGUUAUCAUACCAGAAUACAUCAAGAUGUGCACUUCCUUGACAAAGAAAAGCCAAAUCAAUCCACAAAAGCUGGACAAGGAAAAAAGAAAGAACAUGAGAGAAUUAAUGGGGACUGAGGCCAGAUUCUCCCAAUAUAUCCAACACCUAAAGAAGAUGAUUGAUGAGCUAGAGAAGAAUUCCGAGAAGCCACUUAUGGAGAUGCUCCUGGAUGUGAGAAGCACAUUGGAAAGGAGUGAGCUGCUGUUGCUUCAAUGUCCAGAGCCUGCUACUCUGGACGGGACUCAUUGUGGAAUGAGGGAAAUACUAUUGACCUUCCAAAGGAACAUUACUCUGAAUCCUGAGACAAUGAAUUCCAAUCUCAUCCUCUCUGAAGAUCUGAAGAGUGUGAAACUUGCAGGUGUCCAAGCCGGACAUGCGUUUUCUAUCCUGGGUGCCCAGAGAUUCCUUUCAGGUUGUCACUAUUGGGAAGUGGAGGUGGGGGGGGAGACCUCGUCCUCUCCCGCCCCGCCCUGCCCCGCGGCGCAUUGUGGGAUCGGGCCUGCGAGGCUUGGGAGCGGACUCGGCACUUGA